UCCUUCGGCUUCUCUCGUCCCUCGAUAAGCACGUAAAAUAAAUUUCGUUUUUUUUUUCCGUCGUCCUCCUCUGCUUCAACUCCCCUCCUCUGCCUCGGCGUCGUCGUGCGCUCCGUCCGAUCUCUCCUCCCAUUUCCACGCGGAGGGGGAGGCGUCGGCGCAAUAAAAGGCGGCGCCUUUGCUUCGCCGUCCGCUCCCAGUUCCCCCCCGGCAUGCGGAGCUAGCCUCGCGGCUGGGCCCCACGCCAUGCAGACCACCGGGCCCGCAUCGCCGGAUAAGCCGCCGCCGGCUGUCGAGCCGGCGGAGGCCGAGGACAAGGUGGAGAGGGAGGGGGCGCAGGCGAAGGAGGAGGACGAGGCGGCGGUGGUGAAGGCGGGCGGCGAGGAUGAGGAGGAUGAGGAGGAGGAGGAGGAGGAUGGGAGGGGAGGCAAGCGGCAGCGGCGCCGUGCGGCGGGGGACAGCGCCGUGGCCAUGGUGAAGCGGGACCUGCUGUUGCGCUGCUUGACGUGCCCGCUCUGCGACCGCCUGCUCCGCAAGGCCACCACCAUCUCCGAGUGCCUGCACACAUUUUGUAGAAAGUGUAUUUAUAAGAAGCUCAACGAUGAGGAUCUUGACCACUGUCCAGUAUGUAACAUUGAUCUGGGCUGCACUCCAGUCGACAAGCUUAGAGCUGAUCACAAUAUACAAGAUGUGAGGUCAAAAGUUUUUCCAUUCAAAAGGAAGAAGGUUAAUGCUGAAGAAGCCGAAUCUCCCAUUACGCUACCUGUUAAAGUUAAAGAGAGGUCUAUCUCAUCGUUGGUGGUCAAUACACCUAGAGUAGCCCCAGCAGCUUCAACAAGGAGGCGAACAAGAGCGGUUACCAGGAAGGCUGCUGCAUUACGUGGCCUUGGUCCUAUCAUUGUGGAUCCUUUAAAAAAGGAUAAUGAUAACUCAAAUAAGCAAACCGAUAAUUCAAGCUUGCUAGAUAGCUUGAGCAAAAUACCUCAAACAAGAAGACAGUUAUUGUCGAAUGGGGACACAUCAGGUCAUCCCUCUGUUAAAGAUAAAGCAGGUGAUAAUAAAGACUUGGAUAAGUCCGAGCUCUGGAAACCUUUGAAUCGUCUUGUAGACGCUGCAAGCAAAACAAAGGCCCUGACAAGUGCACAAAGUCCAGCUUUGAAGGGAGAUAAGCCCAGAGAAUCUCCCAGUAGUGAACAUUCUAGCAGAACAGAGGCUAGGGAGUCUCUUCAGAAGUCCAAAGCUGAAGAUGACAAAAGUGAUGAUCCUGAGCCAAUAGUGCUGCUUAGAAAGAGAGGGCGGCCUGCCCGGAAGAGGAAAGAUUCCCUACCUGAAACAAAUGCAGCUUCAGCUGCUACAGCUAUCCAGGCCAGGAAGGCAUUGAGCCCAAUAUGGUUUUCAUUGAUCGCCUCGUUUGACCAGAAAGGCGAUCCUCCUUUGCCUCAGAUACCUGCCCACUAUUUGAGAAUAAAGGAUGGGAGCAUACCUGCAUCAUCCAUCCAAAGGUACAUCAUGCAGAAGCUCAGUCUUCUAAGCGAAUCUGAGGUUGAAAUACGCUGCUGUGGGCAGACAGUGAACCUCGGGCAACCUGUGCGCAACUUGGUGGAGCGGUGGCUUAGGGUUGGCCCGGCACGCCCGCUGCACACAGUGAUAGGCUCCUCUGGGGGAGAUUAUGUGAUGGUGAUAAGCUAUGGGCGGCCAAAGUCUGUGUCUUCUUAAAAACAAACCAUCAUUGACCUGGCUGGCGAUCUCGUAGGUAGAACAAAGGGUUGCUCCGCCGCCCGUGAAGAGGCCAUCAUCAGAGUUAAAGUGUCAUAUAUACUCAACGGCGUAGCUGGCUGCUGUGCCUCAGCGGCUCAUCCUCUCACCGAUGCUUCUAGAUUAUGCUCUGUUCUUCAAGAAUGAAUUUGUUUGUUUGUUCGUUCGUUGUUACCAUACAUACAUAUGUGCUGAAAGUCGCUGUAAUUUGGGAUUUGGUAGGCUGUGAUAAUUGACAGAGGCGAGAUUGUUAACCUGAACUUAGGAUGGCGAUGAGUUCCUACAUGGGAGAGUGCUGCUGCUUCAGUUUUUUUUCCCUUGUUGAAGAGAGAAAAACAACCAUAACGUAGUUCCUUUAUUUGUCCUGAACUAAACUGCCCUAAUCUCCAGCUGUGACUGGUUCAUAUAUACACCCUAUGCAAUUACAUUUUUAGUCUUGAAAGUUUGCAAUCUGAUGCUGUAAUGAACUUGCACUAUCUCCGGCAUGUCCAAAUGGUUUACUUGUAGCA
This is a messenger RNA of Sorghum bicolor (sorghum), 2264 nucleotides long. Its product is annotated as E3 ubiquitin protein ligase DRIP2. The coding region runs from base 247 to 1716 and encodes 489 amino acids. The record is from RefSeq and is a predicted model, not a curated record. Lineage: Eukaryota; Viridiplantae; Streptophyta; Magnoliopsida; Poales; Poaceae. Gene Ontology annotation, molecular function: ubiquitin-protein transferase activity. The transcript is spliced from 7 exons.